Beta vulgaris subsp. vulgaris (sugar beet) is the source of this 2058-nucleotide messenger RNA. RefSeq lists its product as hypothetical. Gene Ontology annotation, molecular function: RNA binding; pseudouridine synthase activity. The coding region runs from base 118 to 1734 and encodes 538 amino acids. NCBI's taxonomy places the organism in Eukaryota, Viridiplantae, Streptophyta, Magnoliopsida, Caryophyllales, Amaranthaceae. Gene Ontology annotation, biological process: tRNA modification; mRNA pseudouridine synthesis. The transcript is spliced from 9 exons. The record is from RefSeq and is a predicted model, not a curated record. Gene Ontology annotation, cellular component: mitochondrion.
UGUGUUACACCGUCACAUAUAUACAGAAUCAUAUCGUUGAUUUCCAUUAACUGCCACUAGGCCGAUUUACAAUGCUCUGAGCAACGUUAUAGACAGUGAAAAAACACUAGAACGGCCAUGGCUGCUGCCGGUAAAUCACUCCAUUUUUCCCAAUUUUCUCUCCUCUUCCAAUCUUCAACUCGCCUUCCUUUCCUAUCUUUCCGACACACAAAAUGCUUUUUAUCUCUUCUCCCUUCAGUGAGACCCUUGUCUUCUUCUACCAGUCCUUACCCUCUCCAAUUCGACAUGAUUAUCUCCCGCCCUUCACCUCGACUUCCUCCUCCUCGCUCUAAACUAAACGAGCCAAACGAUUCCGACUCGCCCGAGUCAGACCCAUCAGCGGAGUUGUCCCCGGAACUGAGUUUUGAGGAUUGGGUUGACAAGAAACUAACAGAGACCGAAAGCGAGAGGUUUACUAAGGCGAAUAAAACUCUAAACCCACAUGCAUCAGUUUCUGGAUGUGCCAGUGAUAACAGUGGUAAUAGUUUGGAGGGAAUGGAUAAAACUAAGAGGAAAUAUUACAGUAAGAGAAAGAAGAGGAUGUAUGGUGGUUCUGAUUCUGAUGAUGAGAGGAGGAAGAUGAGAGAAAAAAGCGAGGUUGUUGAGUUGAAACCUGAAGUGGUUGAGCUAAGAACACUCCAUAAAAGGGAAGAAGAGUUGUAUUUUUAUGAUACUUUUGCUUUUCCUUGGGAGAAGGAGAAGCAUUAUAAGAUGGUGUAUCAGUUGGAGAAGAAGUAUUUUCCUGAUCAGUGUUUAGAUCAGGCUUUUUUACAACCCGGGCAAUCAAAUACGAGCGAGCCAAGGAAGAAGAGGGUGGAGAAGGGUGAGGAAGACAAAGGGUUGGUUUUUUUCGACCAAGGAAGAGAUGGGCUAGCAAAAGAUGGUGGUAAGGACAUAUCUGAGAAAAAGGUGGAGGAUUUCUUCAAGUGUUUGAAGAAAGUCCCCAAUAAGAAUGGUGAAGUUUGUGGUAUUGUUGAGCCUUUUUUGGCAUCUAGGACUUUUGGAUUACCAUCCAAGUGGGAUAGUCCUGCUGGAACUGUUGUUUUGGUGAACAAGCCUAAAGGUUGGACUUCAUUCACAGUCUGUGGCAAGCUGCGCCGUUUGACUAAAAUUAAGAAGGUAGGACAUGCUGGCACUUUAGAUCCUAUGGCUACUGGCUUGUUGAUUGUCUGUGUUGGGAAGUCUACUAAGGUGGUAGACAGAUAUCAGGGUAUGAUUAAGGGUUAUAGUGGAGUUUUUCGUCUGGGGGAGGCAACUUCCACUUGGGAUGCUGAUUCACCGGUCAUUCAACGUGAGCCAUGGGAACAUAUAAAGGAUGAAGAGAUAAGAAAGGCAGCUGCAUCAUUUACUGGUGAAAUAUGGCAAGUUCCCCCUAUGUUUUCUGCAAUCAAAGUGGGGGGUGAAAAAAUGUAUGAGAAGGCCAGAAGAGGAGAAAGCAUUGAACUUUCACCUCGACGAAUUUCAAUAUUGCAGUUUGACAUAGAGCGCAGCCUAGAGGACAGACAAAAUUUAAUUUUUCGAGUCAUCUGUUCGAAAGGUACAUACAUCCGGUCCCUCUGUGCAGACUUGGGGAAGGCUCUUGGAAGCUGUGCUCAUUUGACUGCCCUACGGAGAGAUUCAAUUGGGGAUUACACUGCUGAUGAUGCCUAUGAAUUUCAAGAACUAGAGGAGCAAAUUACAAAAAUGUACUUGUAGCUAGCUGCACAUAGUUUCUGGUCGCUUCUGGGAGUUGGCUAGACCUGCAAUUCCAAUUCUGGGCAAGAGACUUAGCCAUGCUGUGUUUCGUAAAAACACCAUUUAUAUUGUACCCAUUCUUUAAUUUAGUGCAUGCGGGGAAUUGAUUGUAAAAUCUAGCUGUAUAUCAUAUAGUCAAAUACUAAAAUUUCAUUGUUUAUUAAUUCAGGGAAGUGGGGGUGGGCCGAUGUUACAUUGCUACAGAAGGCAUACUUGGAUGUAUCUAUCAAAUUAGUAGAAGAAAAAUUACGUAUUCAGUACUUUAUUGCGAAGAUUAGUUUAUUA